AUGUCUUCGCAUUCAUCGGAGAGAACCGUCACAGCCGGUGCCUCCCCGUCGCCGGCGACCGGCGUCUCUCUCGCCGGAGCCCAUCAUCACGUCUCCAUGAAGCUCAACAGCCGGAACUUCCUGUUCUGGCGUACUCAGCUUGUCCCAUUCGUCCAGGGGCAAGAUCUACUGGGCUAUGUCGACGGAUCGACGUCGUGUCCAUCGCCAACAGUCGCGGCUGCUGCUUCCGGCGAGUCGGGCUCCGGUGCGACAACGAAUGCGGUCGUUCCCAACCCCGCGUAUAAGGCCUGGGUCUUGCAAGACCAGUCCAUUCUCUCCAUGCUGAUCUCCUCCAUGUCCGACGAGGUUCUUCACUUGGCGGUCGGACGGGAGACAGCGGCGGCGGUGUGGCAGUCGAUCACCUCAUCGCUCGGGUCAUCCACCGAAGCGAGAUGUCUCAGCCUCUUAGGCCAAUUCCAGACGCUGAGACAAGGCAAUCAGUCGACGGCCGAGUACUUGGGACGCGCGGAGGUUCUCGUCGAAGCGUUGGCGCAAGCUGGACGGCCGCUGUCAUCCACCGAGCAGAACCUCUAUGUUCUGCGCGGUUUGCGUCAGGACCUGAGAGUAUUAGCCGCUUCAUUAACCGCCACCAACAAGGCUGUGUCUCUACCGCAACUGGCCGACUUCUUGACUGCUCAGGAAUUCAUCAUCUCUGAUGAUUAUUCAACCGGGGCAGACGGCAGUGGCGGCCACCCUCCGGCAGCCUUAUAUGCUGGUCGUGGUCGCAGAUCCGGCGGAGAUGGCGGGCGGAACUCCUCGGGUCAACAGUGGCGUGGUGGACGGAGCAGUAAUGGCGGCAGGAACAAUCGGGGUCGAGGUGGCCGGAAUAAUCGUGGUGUUCCAUGA
This is a messenger RNA of Ipomoea nil (Japanese morning glory), 885 nucleotides long. RefSeq lists its product as uncharacterized. Lineage: Eukaryota; Viridiplantae; Streptophyta; Magnoliopsida; Solanales; Convolvulaceae. The record is from RefSeq and is a predicted model, not a curated record. The transcript has a single exon. Bases 1 to 885 code for a protein of 294 amino acids.